CACCUCUUGAAGUCGGUACUUAGGCUGAAACAAGCGUACCAGUCUUACUGUUCUGAACGCAGCAGUUGAUAUUCGACUGACACUGCAAACGGUUCACUGACCACAAUGAUCUCGCUUUCUCUGGCGAAACUGUCGACCGCACAAGAUGCUUACCCUGACGAGCAGAACUUCCAAUGGAAGCACGAGAGUAACAACCUUACCUGUGUUAUUGACUCAUAUCAGGCUGGCGGCUCGGCACUUCAGCUACUGAAGGUGAUACAGGGCACACAGGUUCGAGUAAGAGCUGCAACUAGCCCUCACUCCAACACCUCGAAACCUGGUUGACCGACAGGAUUAUACUGAUACUGACGCAGCUUAUGUAGGAACAAAUCGACCUCGAGCGCCUGAUCAACGAAGCACAGGAUCUCGUGAGAAGCAUGCAACAACGCGGCAUUGAAAUGAAGGGCGAGCAACUGCCCAUCUCCGCCAUCGUCCGUUGCCCAUUGCUCGCCAUCCGGUGGCAGCUGUCAAAUCAGAAGGUUCGUCGUCUGCAGAUCCGCUUCCGGUCGAAUGAAGACUUUGACCAUGUCUACAAUCAUCUUCAUCACCUUGGCCUACGCAUGAGCCCUCCGCAAAACCAGUCAAAGGAUAGAGGUUCAACUGCAAGCUCAGAGCAAUCAAAAGCCAGCCCAAGACCACCGAUUUCACCUAAACGAACAGCUGCUCAGCCUACAGGUCCCUCAUGCCCUCCAUCAAAACUCUCAGAAAUCUCAAGCCGGCCUUACACUGCAGGUUCUGCACCUACCGCUCUGGAGUUACAAAUACAGGAGGCUGCCCACGCACGACCAAGCUCUGCCUUUCCAAGCUCUGGCUUCGCAUCCUCGAACCCCCUCACACCCCCGAUGUACUUUCUCAGGCCAGACUCUGCCUCUGUCGUUCCACCAGAUUAUUCUCCCAGUUUUCCACCUCGGGAUCAACAAGUUGCAAGCGUCGAGCAGCACGAGGCAUCUAUCUCACGCCCGGAGACCGCUCUGCUCUACGAUCGGCCUGACACAGCAGAGCUUCCCCCUCGGCGAGAGCUUCCAUUUAGGCGUGAUUCCCUGCCCACGUCUUCUGGCAGCGACAACAAUCGGCCUCGAAGCCGUCCAUCGACUGGUAUAAUGGGACCACCACCAUUACCAUCACGCGUCAGUGACCUGCGACCUGGCUCUGCUCGCACCAUUAGCUUGGACAGCGAACUGCCUCCGCUGCGUCAGCCGACAAUCGUUGCUGACACCACAAAGACGACGCCUGCCCAACAACGACCCCACACUCCUCUGUCGCCUUCAAGGGGUCGAUCGAAGUCAACACAACCUACAACCAUCUAUGAAAACCAACAAACUUUCUCACCGACAUCAUCGUCACCUCAAGCAUAUCCGACGCCUGCGUCCACGAGUCCCUCUGCAACACGGCCGCUAAGCGCUGUCAGCAGUGGCGCCCAGAACCGACGCCAAUCCGCAUCGCCAGGCGUAUUUGCAAGCCCCUCUGCUUCCGGAGGCAAGGAUCCAACUGACCUCACCCUCGAGUCAGCUUUUGCCGGUGACACCGUGAACGACUUGAAGGCUUAUGCGAUGCAGAGCGAUGACGGGCGCAGGGUUGCUCUGAACAACUUCAUCUUCAAGAGCCUCGACAGCAAUGACUUCCUGACGCUGGUCGAAGACAUGGAGACUAACUGGGCUCGACUUGGUCUUGGGACGUGGUGAUUACAGCAGCAUGAUGCCUCCUGAGAGCAAGCAGAUAGGAAAGGUAAUGACAGAUCUUGGAACAUGUGGUGGAACAAAAGCUCUGUCUGAAUUACAGUAUCAUUAGCCCUCGAGGAAUAUCUUUACGAUCUGCGGGUUUGGCGCAUGCGAGCAUAUCUAUCAUUACAGACCUAUCACA
Molecule: messenger RNA, 1899 nt
Organism: Macroventuria anomochaeta
Lineage: Eukaryota; Fungi; Ascomycota; Dothideomycetes; Pleosporales; Didymellaceae
Exons: 2
Coding region: 417-1721 (434 amino acids)
Biological process (GO): reciprocal meiotic recombination
Source: RefSeq, a predicted model, not a curated record